Penicillium samsonianum is the source of this 1824-nucleotide messenger RNA. RefSeq lists its product as uncharacterized. The record is from RefSeq and is a predicted model, not a curated record. The transcript is spliced from 3 exons. NCBI's taxonomy places the organism in Eukaryota, Fungi, Ascomycota, Eurotiomycetes, Eurotiales, Aspergillaceae. The coding region runs from base 1 to 1824 and encodes 607 amino acids. Gene Ontology annotation, biological process: amino acid transmembrane export from vacuole.
AUGCUAUCCUAUAUAUCUGCUGCCUUCCAGUCCCCGUCGCCGGACGAAGGCGUACAGCAGCGAUCUCCACGGUAUGCCGGCGAAGAUACCACCCCAACGAGCCGGCGGGAGAUCCUAGGAUGGUACUCGUAUGGGAUAGCAGCUGAAGUGUUCGCGGUCUGUGGUGUAGGUUCUUUCCUACCCCUCACCUUGGAACAAUUAGCCCGGGAGCGCGGCACCCUACAAACGAGCCGCCUUCCCUGUGUCGGACCAUCCGCAGGGAACAGCACAAAUGUUACCGAAAAUGGCCAAUGUGUGGUCCCGGUCUUUGGUCUAGAGAUCAACACAGCCAGCUUCGCCAUGUACACCUUCUCGCUGGCAGUACUUAUCCAGGCGCUGACACUGAUAUCGUUCAGCGCGCUGGCCGAUUAUGAGAACAACCGCAAGACAUUGCUUAUGGUAUUCGGAUUCGCCGGUGCGCUCGCCAGCAUGUUGUUUGUAUUCAUUGCGCCGCCCGUCUUUAUUCUCGGAUCGAUAUUGGUCGUCGUCGGUGUGACCUGUCUCGGUUCGUCCUUCGUUGUGCUGAACUCUUACCUGCCUGUGCUCGUCGCCAAUGACCCAUCUCUGCAAGAUGGGAAGGCGGAUGAUGGCGCGGAAAUGUCGAACUUUGAUAGAGACGGAGGUAAUUCGGGAUGGAACGCUUGGGGUAACGAUGAUGCCGACGAUGAUAGCUUAGAUGGACUUCAGCCAUCGGGCCAGCCACAGAGUUCCCUAGAAGGUGGAAUGGGACCCAAGCCCCUGCCCUCGUCCUCACCGGAGCUGCAGCUAUCCACCAAAAUCUCCUCCAGGGGUAUCGGUCUUGGAUACUGUGCAGCGGUGUUUGUGCAAAUCAUCAGCAUCAUCAUGCUGAUCACAUUAUCCAAGACCUCACUUGCAAAAGUGUCUGCCACUCUUCCCAUGCGCUUCGUAUUACUCCUGGUCGGCAUCUGGUGGGGCGCAUUCACAUUGGUCACUCGUAAUUUGCUCAAAACACGACCAGGGCCUCGAUUGGAUACAGUCUCCACUAAAGGCGCGGGAAGAUGGCGAGCCUGGCUGCGACUGGUCGGUUUUGCCUGGAAAUCACUAUGGGAGACCGUCAAAGUAGUCAGCAAACUGCGCGAAGUCCUCAUCUUCCUCGUAGCAUGGUUCUUACUCUCCGAUGCAAUGGCCACUGUAUCCGGAACGGCCAUCCUAUUUGCGCGCACGGAACUCAAGCUGAGCACGCCACUGAUUGGACUUCUCUCCAUCACUGCCACGGUGUCUGGCAUGACGGGUGCCUUCCUAUGGCCACACGUGUCUCGGUAUUUCGGCCUGCAGCCGAAUCACACCAUAAUUUUGUGCAUUGCGCUGUUUGAGUUGAUCCCACUCUACGGGUUGCUCGCUUACAUCCCCUUCAUCAAAAACUGGGGUGUGUUCGGGUUACAACAGCCGUGGGAGAUUUUCCCACUAGCCGUCGUUCACGGGGUAGUAUCUGGCGGGCUAGCGUCAUACUGCCGAUCCUUCUUCGGACUCUUAAUUCCCCCCGGUAGUGAGGCUGCGUUUUACGCUCUUUAUGCUGCUACGGACAAGGGGAGUUCAUUUAUUGGACCAGCUAUUGUGGGCAUUCUUGUUGAUGCGACCGGUCAAAUCCGGAGUGGAUUUUUCUUCAUGGCGAUUCUCAUCCUUCUGCCUAUCCCCCUCGUGUGGCUUGUUAACGCUGACAAGGGCCGGCGUGAAGGUUUGGCUAUGGCUGAAACCCUGGGCAAGUCACAUGGUGGGCCCGCAGAGUAUGCUCAGGAGGCCGAAGGGCUUCUUGCUCGUGAGUAG